Amphimedon queenslandica is the source of this 2391-nucleotide messenger RNA. RefSeq lists its product as uncharacterized. Gene Ontology annotation, cellular component: membrane. NCBI's taxonomy places the organism in Eukaryota, Metazoa, Porifera, Demospongiae, Haplosclerida, Niphatidae. Bases 778 to 2313 code for a protein of 511 amino acids. The record is from RefSeq and is a predicted model, not a curated record. Gene Ontology annotation, biological process: cell communication; metal ion transport. The transcript is spliced from 14 exons.
UUACAGGAGGAUGUGAUUGUACAGUGUUAUUCAUCUGCUGCUGAUUGUACUAGUAAUACUAAUGGAAUCAGUCUUGCAGCUAUUGACUGCUGUAAUAGAACUGGUGGAGGAUAUAUAUCUCAUUCUUCACUAGCUGCACAGUGUGGUGCAUGUGUUGCUGUUGGUUUUGAUCAAACACAAGUGCAUAUUGCACAAAGUGAUGCUGGUAGGACAUAUAAUUUUGAAGCUAAUGUUCUCUUUGAGACUCCUGGGGCUCCUGAUGUUAGGGAUCUGGAUUAUAUUAUUUCACGAGAGCCAGCAGUUGAUGUUGCUGACUACUUAAGCACAGAUUUUGCUGGACGAACAAAUGGUUUCCUACCAGAAAGGUUUAGAAUACGCUAUCUUUUACAAGGGAAUGCUGUUGCUCUCCAACCAACUCUUUCAUUUGAUUACUUGAUUGCUGCUGAAACUGAUCCAGGUGAUCCACCAAUACCAUCAGGAGUUGUACUUGUAUACAGACGUCUUAGCAUUACAAUAGAGGAUAUAGACAUAAUUACUGUUGGUCUUCAAGAGCCAUCAAUAGUUUUAGAAGGUAGUACUGCUACAGCUGUCAUUAGGCGUAAAUUAAUUGAAUAUGAAGCUCCUUUUGAAGUUACUGUCUCACUUGGGAAGUUUAGAAAUCCUUAUUUGUUUACUGCUGUUGGUGAAUUUGAUAAUUUCAACUUUACUGAGCAGCAUAGUGUUGUAUUUCAUCCAGAAUAUCAAUUUGAUCAACAUUUUGAACGUGUAACUUUCUUGAUGUCACAGGAUAAUAUUGUAGAAUUGCAAGAAGUGUUUCAGUGGAGACUCACUGUUAAUGAUUCUAGAGUUAGGAUAAAUCCUAACACUCAAAUAGUAAGACUUGACAAUCGAGAUGUUUUCAGAGUUGGUUUCAAAGAUCUACAUGUUACUAUAAGAGAAGGGCAAGUGGCAACAUUAACUAUAAAGCAGAUAGGAAAUGAGACUGGUGGUGUAGACAUUGGAGGAUUUCCACAGAACCAUCUACAGCCAGUUCAAUUAGUACACAUAUCUGGGACUGCUACAAAUGGUAGUGAUUUUCUUUUAAAUUCUACUGUUCCAAGAUUAACCUACAGUGCCAAUAAUACACUGAAUGAUAUGUCAUUCACUCCUAUCAUUAGUAUUGAUGAUAGUAUCAUUGAGGGAGAUGAAACAAUAAGAGUCAUCAUAUUAAGUAAUGGUAAUAAUGUUCUCCAAAUACCAAGAGAUCAGCGGACAGCUACCAUUGCCAUUAUCGAUGAUGACACUGGUGUGCUGUCAUUAGAGAGAAGAACAUAUGAUGUGAUUGAGAAUGAAGGAACUGUAGAAAUAUGUGCUGUACUAACUGGAGGAGUAUUACCAACUGAUACAGAAAUAACUCUACAAGCUAGAGAUAACACUGCAGUAUGCAUUGGUGAUUAUAGUACUCUUAGAAUUCGUCCAACAUUACAUUCAUUUGCAAACAGGGCAUGCGGCAGAUUUAGAAUUAGGAAUGAUCUCAUUAGUGAACAAUUAUUUGAGAACUUUACAGUAGCAAUAACUGACAUCUUCCCAGUAAAUAAUAGAUUAACAGUUGACAGGAGUCCAUCAUUCAUCAGGAUACAAGAUGAUGAUCAGGCUGAAGUAAGGUUUGCUAUGGGUCAAACUACAUUCUCUGAAGGAGGAGGAAAUCAAUCAAUCACUGUCAUACUAGGAGGAGCACAAUUGAGUCAAAGUGAAGAUGUUGAAGUAUACAUCGAUGAUGGAAUUACAAAAGGAACACUACUUGGUUUUGUCACAUUUAGUACUGGUGCUAUACCACAGAAUAGGACUGUUGUUUUUCCAGUAGUUGAUGAUAACAUUGCACUGGAACCUGAUAAACUUUAUCUACUAAGAUUAAGAAACAUUGGUAAUAUAGGUUUAGGUAAUCCAGAAACAAUGAAUGUGACUGUAGAGGAUGAUGAUGUGGUUGAUGUGUUCCUGGAAAGAAGAUCAUAUGAUGUUAUUGAGAAUCAAACUAGUAUCAAAAUAUGUGUUGUCCUAACUAAAGGAUUUUUGUCGACCCCAAUGAACAUUAACAUUUUUGAUGCUCAAGGGACUGCAAAAUAUCAAUUUGAUUAUAUUUUCUUCAACUUUCAUGUAAUACUGCCUCCAUAUAAGAACAGUACCUGUGUAACCCUCUACAUUGUCAAUGAUAAUAUAAAGGAGACACUUUAUGAAGAAAUGCAUAUGUAUAUCUUCAGAGUAAUUCCUUGGAAUAAAAAUCUGCAUGUGGACUAUACCUGGUCUACAGUUAGGAUACAAGAUGAUGACAAUUAACAUAUUCAUUUUUCUAAUUAGCAAAUUGUUUGCAUCAAUUUUGGCAAAAUUGACUACUGUUGUUGUCAUAACUCAAAA